This is a messenger RNA of Galleria mellonella (greater wax moth), 2606 nucleotides long. RefSeq names its product lutropin-choriogonadotropic hormone receptor-like (gene Lgr1). Gene Ontology annotation, cellular component: membrane. Bases 317 to 2554 code for a protein of 745 amino acids. The record is from RefSeq and is a predicted model, not a curated record. Lineage: Eukaryota; Metazoa; Arthropoda; Insecta; Lepidoptera; Pyralidae. Gene Ontology annotation, molecular function: protein-hormone receptor activity; G protein-coupled receptor activity. The transcript is spliced from 13 exons. Gene Ontology annotation, biological process: G protein-coupled receptor signaling pathway.
UGUACGAUUCUGAGUCGCCGGCAGUCUUUCGCGACAUAUAAAAGCGUUCACACGCACACUAUCUUAUCUGAGAUCACUAUGAAAAUUGACGGAACCCCGCGCUAAUGUUUUGUGAAAAAAAAAACUAAUACGAUAAUUUAUGACGUUUGAUAAAAAGUGGUACAAAAGGACGUCACGACUAUUUUACUAAUAUGAUGAAGUGUUGUAAAUAAAUUAAAUUAUGAGUGCAGUAAAAUAAUUAUUUGAAUUCGAACAUUAAUUUUACGGCGUUUUCUAUAGACGAUAAAAGGACUUUGAAGGGGGCGCCGUUUACAAAAUGUAUUUUUGGAAAUUGCAAAUUUUCGCUGUAUGCUUCUUUUUACUAGUGAGGCGAUCAACCCAGAACAAUGAGGAGACGGGCGACGGUGUCUCCGUGGAGCUCAUACAAACAAACAUCACGCGACUCACAGCAAAGUCUAUACACCAGGCUGGGUACCAUCUGCACUCCAUAGAGCAUUUAUCAAUUAUUGAUGCGCCUAAAUUAGAUUAUGUGGCUGUAGACGAUUUCUCCAAAAUGCCCAGACUCAAAUCACUAUUCAUAACCCAAGCACCGCUCCUGCGUCGACUAAACCCACUGCCGCCAAUGCCAGAACUACGCACAUUUAUGAUAACGACGUCAGGCCUCCUAGAAGUGCCCAACCUGAGCAAAGUGCAUAACAAGAACAAGAACAAUGUCUCCCUUCCUUAUCUACAGGCUGUAGACUUGGAAGGCAACCACAUAAAACGCAUCCCGUCACACGCUCUGCGCGUCCGAGCCGAUCAAGUGUCCCUGAACUACAAUCUCAUCGAGGAAGUGCCUGCUUAUGCAUUCAAAUAUGCUGAAAUAUCGAAAUUGAGCUUCAGGGGGAACACGAAACUGCGUAAAUUGGACGACAAAGCUUUCUCUGGAAACCUACUACUUCGACAAUUAGAUCUGAGCAACACGGCGAUCAGCAGCUUACCAACGGAGGGACUACAAAACCUGCAAAUACUCCGAAUAGAAAAGACUCCCAGCUUGAAAUAUGUUCCCUCAAUUUACGAAUUUCAGCACUUGGAGAAGGCAUACCUGACGCAUCACUUCCACUGCUGCGCGUUCGCGUUCCCCGAGAGACACGAUCCGGCCCGGCACAAGAUAUACGAGACACAAAUAGCUUUAAUGGCGAAACAAUGUCAGGGUGCCGAACAGAGCUCGAUGCCACGCAAGAAAAGGUCGUUGCAGGCCAUCAGAAAUGUCCAAUUGAACGAAAACAGCAAAGAAGCGCUGGACCCCACAGAUGAAGAUGACGAUACUUCAGCGUCGACGUCCGAUGAAAUGUUCGGCACAACGUUCGACGAGGACGAGCUUGUGUACUCCGACAGCAACGAGGAGUUCAUGGAGAACUUCCACGAACCGAUCACGGACAACCUCACCAACGGCUACGAGGCCAAAUGUGGAAAUUUUAGUUUGAGCCGUCGCGAAGUCGAAUGCACACCUCUACCCGACGCAUUGAAUCCUUGCGAAGACGUAAUGGGCUGGUCUUGGCUCCGCGCCUCCGUCUGGCUGGUCAUCACGGCAGCAGUCGUCGGAAACGUGGCUGUACUCCUAGUGCUCCUCACCAACCACACCGAGUUGACUGUUCCCAGAUUCCUCAUGUGCCACCUCGCCUUUUCUGAUCUCUGCACCGGCCUGUACCUCUUCAUGUUAGCAGUCGUCGACCUUAGAUCUUACGGAGAAUUCUUCAACUACGCCUACAAUUGGCAAUAUGGCGUUGGUUGCAAAAUUGCCGGUUUCCUAUCAGUAUUCUCUGGGCAGUUAUCGGUGUUCACAUUAACGAUAGUAACCUUAGAGCGCUGGUUUGCCAUAACCUACGCCAUUUAUUUGGAGAGACGAAUCUCGUUAGCUGCAGCGGCUAAAAUAAUGUUAGGAGGAUGGAUGUUCUCCAUUCUUAUGGCUGGACUACCGUUGGCCGGGGUCUCAGACUACUCCUCGACCUCCAUAUGCCUUCCAGUUGAGAGUAAGGAUGUCGGGGACGCUGUCUACCAGGGAUCACUGUUCAUGACCAACGCUAUAGCCUGGGUAACAAUAGUCAUAUGUUAUGUGCAGAUAUACAGAUCUUUGGGUGGAGGAGGGGAGAAGUACGGUGGGAGAGGGUCAGCAGCAGCAGCCGAGCGAAAAAUAGCAAACAAAAUGGCUUUACUCAUUGGAACGGACUUGCUCUGUUGGGCACCAGUUGCAUUCUUCGGCGUUACCGCGUUAGCAGGUGUUCCUUUAGUGGAUGUGAGUCAUGGAAAAGUGCUAUUAGUUUUCUUUUACCCAUUAAACGCGUGUGCGAAUCCGUUUUUAUACGCAAUUCUUACGAAACAGUAUCGGAGAGACUUUAUGACGCUUAUAGCUAGGACUGGGAAGUGCAAUUGGUUAGUAGAUAAAUACAAACUUGCAGCAACGCCACCACCCACCGCCCAGACGAACCCUUCAGCUCCAGCAUUACUCCCUCUAGUGGACUAUCAAAGAAACCAAUCCCAGUUGAGCAAAGGCAAUGGAGAGAUUGCCAUUUAAUAUAAUAUUUUAAAUUUAAGAAAUAAUGAAAAAAUACAAUUUAUUUAUUACA